Molecule: messenger RNA, 3789 nt
Organism: Dimorphilus gyrociliatus
Lineage: Eukaryota; Metazoa; Annelida; Polychaeta; Dinophilidae
Source: the annotation of a GenBank genome assembly
UAAACCGGAAAUACAUUUCAGGAAAACCUUUCCUUACUUUUUCUUCAUUCAAGUAUUCCUGUAGAAUACAGUUAUCGCAAAUAUGUCGAAUAUUUCCUAUCAGAUCGGAAACUUAUUAGAGAAGGUGAGUGUCUUGCCUCGUAUCUAUCGAAGCUGUUUGAAAAAAUCGAACCGUUUUUCUUGAACUUUUUUUAAGAAAGCUUUUCUUCUUACAAAAAUGAUUUUUAGAUGAUGUCCUCGGACAAGGACUAUAGAUUUAUGGCAACGAAUGACCUUAUAUCCGAACUGCAAAAAGAUUCUAUUAAACUAGAUGACGACAGCGAAAGAAAAGUCGUUAAAAUGGUGCUCAGAUUACUCGAAGACAAAAAUGGUGAAGUGCAGAACUUAGCCGUCAAAUGUCUAGGGCCUUUGGUGAACAAAGUAAAAGACAACCAAGUCGAAGUAAUUGUAGAUACACUAUGCACUAAUAUGGUUUCCGACAAAGAACAAUUGCGAGACAUCUCAACCAUAGGAAUGAAAACUGUGAUAAGCGAUAUGCCUAUCGGCUCAUCCACUUUUGCAGCCACUAUUUCUAGAAAAAUAACCGGAAAAUUAACAACCGCUAUAUCUAAAGAAGACAUCUCUGUACAAUUGGAAGCUCUUGAUAUUUUACAUGAUCUGCUCCAUAAAUUCGGACAACUUGUAUUAUGUUCUAGUUCAGCGCUGUUCAGUGAACUGAUGGAAUUCUUACUACAAAAGUUAUGCAAUGAUACUCCAACAACUCGUACCUACAUUCAGUGUGUUGGGGCAAUAGCUAGACACGCAGGACAUAAAGUCGGCAAGUAUUUGGAUAAAAUUAUGCCUGCUGUUGUAAAUUACUGUAAACAAGAUGAUGAUGAAGUUCGCGAAUUUUGUCUCCAAGCUUUUGAAUCUUUUGUUAUCCGUUGUCCUAAGGAAGUUACCCCACACAUAAACCAAAUUAUUGACCUCUGUCUUAAAUAUAUAACCUACGAUCCAAAUUAUAAUUAUGAUGACGAUGAUGAAAAUGAAGACGAACACAUGAUGGACACUGACGAAGAUAUAGAAGAAGAUGAUGAUGACUAUAGUGAUGACGAUGAUAUGAGCUGGAAAGUUAGGAGAGCUUCUGCUAAGUGUUUAGAAGCUGUUAUCCGAACCAGACAUGAAAUGCUCGGACAACUGCAUACAACUGUGUCUCCUGCUUUAAUAGGAAGAUUUAAAGAGAGGGAAGAUAAUGUUAAGGCGGACGUUUUUCAUGCUUAUAUGUGCUUAUUGAAACAAACUCGCCCAGCGACUGUUUCAGACCCAGAUGCCAUGGAUCAAGACGGAAACCCAAUAAAUGAACUUCAAGACCAUCUUCCAAAUCUCGUAAAGGCUGUUUAUCGGCAAUUUCGUCAAAAAUCUAUUAAGACAAGGCAAUGUUGCUUCGCUUUGCUAACUGAAUUGGUAACAGUUCUACCUGGCUGUUUGUCACCAUAUAUUCAAAUGCUUAUUCCUGGAAUUCAAUUUUCUCUUGGUGAUAAGAACACGAGCUCGAAUAUGAAAAUUGAUACUCUCUCUUUUCUAAAUUGCUUACUAGUCAAUCAUCAACCUUCUGACUUUCAUCCACAUAUUGAAGUACUUGUUCCGUUGGUUAUCGGAUCCGUAGAUGAUGCAUUUUAUAAAAUAAUAUCAGAAGCAUUGUUGGUUACACAACAACUGGUUAAAGUGAUAAGACCACUUGGUGAACCAGUAAAAUUCGAUUAUAAACCAUACGUGGACACUCUGUACAAGAGCACUUUAGCUCGUUUGGUUGCUGCUGAUAUAGAUCAAGAGGUAAAGGAACGAGCUAUUUCAUGUAUGGCACAGAUAGUACAUAGUCUUGGUGAUGCUCUUGGAGCGCACUUCAAGCAAUGCUUACCUAUUUUCGUAGAACGCCUAAGAAAUGAAAUUACUAGACUAACAACUGUAAAAGGAGUAACCCUUAUUGCAUCAUCUCCUUUGAAAAUCGACUUGAGCAAAGUUUUGAACGACAUUUUACCUAUCUUGGCAACCUUUCUUAGAAAACAUCACAGGGCUCUGAGACUGAGCACUCAACAAUGUCUAGAAACAAUUGUACGAAAUUAUGGGCAUCUGUUUUCUGCCAAUUUGCUUAACGACGUAUUAAAUGAACUACCGCCUUUAAUUAGUGAAAGCGAUUUACAUAUGUCCCAAAUGACAAUGACGUUACUAACAACAGUUAGUGAAAUUAACAAAACAUUUUUAGAUAAAAUGGCAGCGAAUAUUUUGCCUCAAGUAAUGCUCCUUAUUAGAUCUCCGUUACUGCAAGGAGCUGCCCUUUAUUCAGUAUUGUCAUUCUUACAAGGAAUAGUUAAGGCUGAAGUCCAUAAUUGUUCUUAUAAAGAACUAUUCACGCUUCUAAUAAAACCGGUGGAUGAAGCAUCUGAAAAAGCUCGUGCACCAACCAUAUUACACAAACAAGCCCACCAAUCCAUAUCCAAAGCAGUAGCAGCAAUAACAGCUGCUUCACCAAAGAAUAUUUCACAUACAGUUGAUUAUUGUAUCGCUGAAAUAAAAUCGAGCAAAAGUGAUAUCAAAAAGCUUAUAGUACUGCUUUCUCUUGGUGAAUUGGGACGUUUGAUUGAUUUAAGCGGCGUUAAGGGCGUUCAAGAUUUGAUACUUGAAUGCUUUUCUAUAGGACACAGCGAUGAUAUUAAGACGGCUGCAGCCUAUUCAUUAGGCUCAAUGUGCGUUGGAAACUUACCAAAAUUAUUACCUGGUGUCAUUGAACUUAUUGAAAAGCAACCCAAACGUCAAUAUUUACUGCUGCACUCCUUGAAAGAAAUAAUAUCAUUUCAGAGCGUUAAUCCCGAAGCUGUUGAUGCUCUAAGACCAUUUGUCAAGUCUAUCUGGCAAAUGUUAAUGAAUCACGCUGAAUGUGAAGAGGAAGGGACGAGAAAUGUAGUUGCAGAGUGUUUGGGAAAAUUAACUCUCAUCGAUCCAUUGAAUCUACUACCAGAACUAGAAAAAUAUUUAAAAUCUAGCUCAGGAUUAGUAAGAGCAACAGUUGUGACAGCUAUAAAGUUCACAAUAACUGAUCACGCUCAAAAAAUUGAUGGUCUGUUAAAAAAAAGCAUCGGCGCCUUCCUGAAUAGUUUAUGCGAUAAGGACUUGAAUGUAAGAAGAGUAGCACUAGUUACCUUCAAUUCUGCUGCUCAUAACAAACCUGCUCUUAUACGUGAUCUCUUACCAAAAGUACUGUCCAGUUUGUAUGACGAGACAGUUGUUAAGAAGGAACUAAUUAGAGAAGUUGAAAUGGGACCCUUCAAACAUACAGUUGAUGAUGGACUUGAUGUUCGAAAAGCAGCUUUUGAAUGCAUGUAUACCCUACUAGAUUCAUGUUUGGAUAGACUGGAUAUUUUUGAAUUUCUGAAACAUUUGGAAGAUGGCUUAAAUGAUCAUUAUGAUAUUAAAAUGCUCAGCUAUCUUAUGCUUGUUCGGCUCUCGGUGUUAUCACCUUCAGCGUUAUUACAACAUUUGGAUCGUAUUAUUGAACCUCUAAAAUCCACUUGUACUUUAAAGUUAAAACAAAAUGCUGUGAAACAGGAACACGAGAAACAGGAUGAAUUGAGAAGAUCAGCAUUAAGAGCUGUUGCAGCAAUACUGAAAAUUCCAGAUGCCGAUAAAAGUCAACAAAUGACUGAAUUUAUGAAUCAAAUCAAAGCCAGUACUGAGCUUUUACAAAUGUUUGAAUUUGUCCAAAAAGAUAGCACUCCUCCCGGUCAAGACCAUACGUCAAUGGAUAUUUACUAG